Molecule: messenger RNA, 1566 nt
Organism: Mucor velutinosus
Lineage: Eukaryota; Fungi; Mucoromycota; Mucoromycetes; Mucorales; Mucoraceae
Exons: 2
Coding region: 1-1566 (521 amino acids)
Biological process (GO): ubiquitin-dependent endocytosis
Cellular component (GO): plasma membrane; cytoplasm; cytosol
Molecular function (GO): protein-macromolecule adaptor activity; ubiquitin protein ligase binding
Source: RefSeq, a predicted model, not a curated record
AUGAUAAGCGCUUUUGGUAAAAGUAUCGAUUUAAAGAUCAAUGUUCAGUCUGAUGAAAUUGUACUACUGGGCCACGCAAAUGAAGCUGCAGGAAAAAUGCUUCAGGGAUCUUUAAUUUUAAAUAUCUCUGAGCCUAUCAAAGUCAAAUCAGUCAACCUGUCAUUUGUAGGCAAAAUGAAGGUAUCAUGGUCAGAAGGAGUGGGCCAUCAUCAGCAUUAUCACAAGCAAGAACGCACCAUUUUAUCUCACGCUUGGGAAUUUGUCAAACCCCAACUGAUUUCUCCAACAGCAAACAGUAGUCAGAACGCAACUCCACACAAAAAGAGCACCAUUCUAUCAGCUGGACAGCACAAGUGGGAUUUUGAACUGCUGUUGCCUGGCAAUCUAGCACAAACGUUGGAUUCUGAUGUGGGUAGUGUCAGUUACCGCUUGAAGGCCACCAUUGAGCGCUCAGCAUUUGUCCAAAACACAAUCAAGAAGCGCAACAUUCGCAUUGUCAGAUGCAUCCUGCCCUCACAGUUUGAACUGGUGCAGUCAUUGGAAAUCCACAACACGUGGGCUCAAAAAAUGGUGUAUGAUAUCAGUGUGCCCUCCAAACUGUAUGCAUUCAACGACACCAUUCCCAUCUCAUUCAAGAUUCUGCCCAUCGCUUCACAUCUGCGAGUACAUGCGAUAAUGGCUUCCAUCAAGGAGUACUGUACAUACACUGCCAACGGCCAUACAAAGACAGACACUCGCAUUGUUCGUUUGGUCAGAGUCGAUCAUCCCUUCUCGGAAGCAGUAUCCACUACAGCAUCGCCACCUACUUGGGAUCGUGUGCUUGAUCUUCCAGUACCCUCCAAGUCUCCCGUCAUAUUCGCUGAUGCUGAAAAUGACAUGAUCCGUAUUCGACAUCGACUCAAGUUUGUUAUCUCACUAGCAAAUGCAGAUGGUCACAUCUCAGAGCUCCGUUGUGCAGUACAAAUCAUUGUAGUGGAAUCAUUUGCAGUGACAGAGGAAUUAACAACAUUACCAGCGUAUGAUGAAUCAUGGCGAUCUGUGCCCUAUGAUCCCCAUGUUGUAGAGCAACUUCGUACAAGAACCUCCAUUUCAGAGGCAGGCACAAAUGAGCCUAUCGUAUCGGCUGGUGUGGGGUUAUCAUCUACUCGAGAGUUACAAGACUCACGACAGCCUGUUAGCAUCACGGGUUGGUCUCGCAUGCUGUCGUUAUCAUCAGCAGUGGCUGUACCAGACAGAAUUAGCGAAGAGUUGGAGGAGAGAUCAUCGUCUGACUUGACAGCACAUUCAAGGCCAAUGACAAUUCCAGGUUCCAACAGCGGCAGUAGACAUCAUUCAAGAAGACCUUCCAUGGACUUUGAGGAGAGUAGCGCAGGUGAUUUGGAUAUACUAGAAGAAAACUCAUCAUCACCGAGUCGACCCUUGUGGUGGAAUGGUGUUGAUCUAGGCAAGGUGCCCUCAUAUCGCAGUGUAUCUACCCUGAAUCAAGACUUGUUUUCAGCCUCAUUACCACCCGCUUAUGAUUCUUUGGCAGCAGCAUUCGCAAACGCAUCACCUCGUAGACAUUAA